Messenger RNA from Ophidiomyces ophidiicola, 1383 nucleotides. RefSeq lists its product as uncharacterized. Gene Ontology annotation, molecular function: pyruvate dehydrogenase (acetyl-transferring) kinase activity. Bases 1 to 1383 code for a protein of 460 amino acids. NCBI's taxonomy places the organism in Eukaryota, Fungi, Ascomycota, Eurotiomycetes, Onygenales, Onygenaceae. Gene Ontology annotation, biological process: protein phosphorylation; regulation of glucose metabolic process. The transcript has 2 exons. Gene Ontology annotation, cellular component: mitochondrion. The record is from RefSeq and is a predicted model, not a curated record.
AUGUCUUUUCUUCGACAUGCCCGCAGAUCUCGGUGUCUUUCUCACUCUAACCCGCUGCUCCAACCAGCGCAGUGGCGCUCGUUUACAUCCCUUGAUACAAACUCAUGGUCCUACCCUCCCUCUCCUGCGGAUGUUGCUACGGACGAAGUUACACAGUUGGCUUCUAGGCCGAAACGCCCGUUGACAUUAAAUGAUCUUCUCAGACACGGCUGCCCUCCCCUGUCUAGGGAGGCACUUUUGGCGUCAGCGAACUUUACUCUUUCUUUACUCCCUGCUAGACUCGCAUAUCGGAUUCAAGCUCUCAGAAACCUUCCCUUCAUUGUCGUCUCCAAUCCUCAUGUUUCACAAAUCUAUAACAACUACGUGCAUUCGCUGUCGACGUUGCUCCCGUAUCAGAAGAAGAAGAUUACAACUGUAGAGGAUGAAAAAAAAUUCACAGAGAUCAUGGCUGAGCUUGUUCAGACCCAUACUAACACAAUACCUAUCCUGGCGAGAGGCUUCCUUGAGUGUCGAAAAUACAUAAUUCCUGAAGAGGUUACUACCUUCUUAGAUGAACACCUCCGCGCGAGGAUAGGGACGCGGUUAAUUGCUCAGCAACAUUUGGCCUUACAUAUGGCAUCUCAGCCCACUGAGGAGGGAAGGCCACCCAUUCCGUCUAACUAUAUUGGCGUCAUAGACACGGCUCUACAGCCCGCACGACUUAUUCGAAGCUGCGAGGAAUUUGUUGCAGAAAUUUGUGAGCUGAAAUAUGGUGUUCGACCUCGCCUAAUUAUCAACGGUGAAGUUGAUGCUACCUUUGCGCAUAUACCGGUUCAUCUAGAAUAUAUCAUCACCGAGCUCUUGAAAAACGCUUUCCGUGCUGUUGUGGAGAGUGGAAACGAGCGAGAACCCGUCGAAGUAACCAUCGCGGCAGCUCCCGAUGUGAUCGAGCAUAACGGCAAAGCGUCCCUCACUAUGUGCCAGUUUUGUAGACCGGCAAAGAGUGACGUUGACUUUCAGACCUCAAAUGAGCCCGGGGAAUAUUCUGGGAAUAAUAGCAAUGGCCUUUUUGGCUCAAUCGACUCUCCAACCCAGAGCAUUACAAUCCGAUUCCGUGACCGUGGGGGUGGCAUUCCUGCCGAAAUUCUUCCACAUGUUUGGUCAUACAGUUUUACGACUUAUUCAGACGAUGAGAUUCCUUCAGACGACAAUGGCAACGUUGACGGACUUAACGCACUCUCUAGCAGUAACAUUAACAACAGCACUAUCGCCGGCCUAGGUUAUGGCCUUCCUUUGGGACGUGCAUAUGCCGAAUAUUUUGGCGGUAGUGUUCAUCUUCAGAGUAUGUGGGGCUGGGGAACAGAUGUAUACCUCACUUUACAAGGCGUUGGCAAGGUCAAGUAA